Caenorhabditis remanei is the source of this 456-nucleotide messenger RNA. RefSeq lists its product as uncharacterized. Lineage: Eukaryota; Metazoa; Nematoda; Chromadorea; Rhabditida; Rhabditidae. The transcript has 5 exons. The coding region runs from base 1 to 456 and encodes 151 amino acids. The record is from RefSeq and is a predicted model, not a curated record.
AUGCUCAACUGGUGUGGACAUUUGCAUAUCUAUGAGGAGGAUAAACCAAAAGAGCACGAUCUGAUUCGCUAUGAGAAAUUCUGCACGACCGACGUCAUCAAACGAUUCCACUACUCGGAUAUCAAACUCCAUGGGGAUAUGUCACCGACCUAUGAGGUCAAGUACCAACUCCAUCACAACUGCACACCAGACGUCUUCUGGAGAUGUUUGAUUCCUGAGGAGGCGGUGGAGGUGCCGGUGAAUGGAGAGUGGAAUAAGAACGAAAUUUUGGGGGAGGAAGAAUUUUGUGGUGUACCGGAAGGAGUCAAGGAGGUGAACUUUGAUUUUAGUGAAAAAGGAUAUUUGUCUCGGGGAUUCAAAAUCAACUACCAACUAACACACAACUGCACCAUUGACGACCUCACCCGAUGCAUCAGACCCGACUAUUUUACACAAUUCGACCCGCGUAUACUGUGA